AUGCUACGUUCAAGGGCCCCACUACGGGGGGAUGAUGCCCCGUCGGAAUCUUCGAAUUCCACUUCUCCGGAGCGUGCGGCGGAAGAUGAUACUGAUUUUUUCAUGCAUCUGGCGAAUGACUCGGAGUCCUCAGUGGGAAUGGGCACCUUUCGAGAUCUCAAUGUCAAUAUUAACCCCGACGCUGUUCUCCCACCUAUCUCCCGCCUACCUCCCGAGCUCCUAAUUUCCAUAUUCACAAAACUUAACUCUCCCUCGGAUAUGCUGAGAUGCAUGCAGGUGUCUCGGACUUGGGCAAUCAAUUGUGUGGGAAUACUGUGGCAUAGACCCUCUUGUAACACUUGGGAUAACUUGGAAAGGGUAGUAAGGGCGUUUACAGAACCAAACAGCUAUUUUCAUUACCACGACCUCGUGAAACGACUAAACCUGUCCGCCCUGAAUAAAAAGAUCUCCGACGGAUCAGUGGUUCCCUUCUCGCGUUGCAAACGAAUUGAGCGCCUGACUCUGACUAAUUGCUCCAUGCUUACGGACAAUGGAGUGUCGGAUCUUGUGGAUGGGAAUAAACAUCUCCAGGCUUUAGAUGUCUCCGAUCUCAAGUCUCUGACGGACCAUACUUUGUUUGUAGUCGCAAGGAACUGCCUGAGACUUCAGGGAUUGAACAUUUCCGGCUGCAUCAAGGUGACAGAUGAAUCGCUUAUCUCCAUUGCAGAGAAUUGUCGUCAAAUUAAGAGGUUGAAAUUAAAUGGGGUUGCUCAAGCCACUGAUCGGUCAAUACAAUCAUUUGCUGCGAACUGCCCAUCCAUAUUGGAAAUCGACCUUCAGGGGUGCAGGUUAAUAACCAGCUCGUCCGUCACCGCCCUUCUAUCUACCCUUCGGAACCUUCGAGAAUUAAGAUUGGCCCAUUGUACUGAGAUUGACAACAACGCUUUUGUCGACCUUCCCGAUGAGCUAGUAUUCGACAGCCUUCGGAUCUUGGAUCUGACUGCAUGCGAAAACAUUGGGGAUGCAGCUGUGCAAAAAAUCAUUAACUCCGCACCGAGGUUGAGAAACUUAGUUUUAGCAAAAUGUAGAUUCAUCACUGAUCAUUCAGUGUAUUCUAUUUGCAAACUAGGGAAGAACAUCCAUUACAUCCAUCUAGGCCACUGCUCCAACAUUACUGAUACUGCGGUGAUUCAGCUGAUCAAAUCAUGCAACCGUAUCCGAUAUAUUGAUUUGGCAUGCUGCAACAGAUUGACAGACAACAGUGUCCAGAAAUUGGCUACUCUUCCGAAACUGAGACGGAUAGGUCUUGUCAAGUGUCAGGCAAUUACGGAUCGCAGUAUAUUGGCCCUAGCAAAGUCUAAAGUGUCCCAGCAUUCUUCAGGGACUAGCUGUCUGGAACGAGUACAUCUUAGCUACUGCGUCCACUUGACAAUGGAAGGAAUUCAUUCGUUGCUGAACAGUUGCCCACGGCUCACUCAUCUGAGUCUUACUGGCAUCCAAGCAUUCCUUCGAGAAGAAUUGAUAGCGUUUUGCCGCGAAGCUCCUCCUGAAUUCACCCAGCAGCAACGCGAUGUUUUCUGUGUGUUCAGCGGCGAAGGAGUCAGCGCUUUGCGUGAUUUCCUUAAUCGUACGAUGGUUCCUUAUCGCCUAGAGACCGAAGAUGGAACGAUGUAUGACGAUUCUGAUGAGUUAGACGAAGCGGAGGGUCAAAUGACGGGCCUUAUGCAUGCCGCCGUCAUUAAUGAUGAGGAUGACAGUGAGAUAAUGGAUGGAGGAACCCCGGCUGCCCCUCUCGGAUGA
Molecule: messenger RNA, 1779 nt
Organism: Histoplasma capsulatum G186AR
Lineage: Eukaryota; Fungi; Ascomycota; Eurotiomycetes; Onygenales; Ajellomycetaceae
Product: SCF E3 ubiquitin ligase complex F-box protein grrA
Exons: 3
Coding region: 1-1779 (592 amino acids)
Molecular function (GO): protein binding
Source: RefSeq, a predicted model, not a curated record